ACAGAGAUAAUUGUUCAUGAAAUAGGACAUGCCUUGGGAUUCUACCAUGAACAUAACCGUUGGGAUAGGGAUGACUACAUUAAAAUACACAAUGAAAAUAUUGAACCCGGAAGAGAAGAAAGUUUUCAGAAACAAAAAAAAGCAAAUUUCGACUCUAAUUAUGAUUAUUUGAGUAUUAUGCACUACGGACAAUAUUUUUUCUCAAGGAAUAAAUCAGCAAACCUUAUUACAAUAGAAACAUCGAAUGAUAAGUUUCAAUCUAAAAUAGGAAAGGCCAAACAUCCAAGUUUUCAAGAUUAUAGAACUUUGAAUGUUAUGUAUAAAUGUGCAGAUCGGUGCACUAGAAUUGAAUGUCCUGAAGCUGGAUUUCUUGGAAAAAAUUGCCAAUGUUACUGUAAAGGAAAAACCGAUGACACAUCAGUUAGACUUUGCUUUCAAAAAGGGGAGUGUCCCAGACCAAUUGUUAAUCAAUACUUGUUUGAUAUUGUGGGAAAAGAUAAAAAUAACUCAGUCAGUAUGAACCGUACAUCGUUUCCUGACAAGACAGUUUUAAAUAUUGUUUCAACCAACUGGAAUUGUACAUCAGAUUCUCAGUUUAGAUGUGAAGAUGGUAAAUGGAAACAUAGUUCAAUCACAGAAUGUCCAGUUACACUCGGUAAGAUUUUUUAAUACAAUUGUAAAUCGUUACCUCCUGAAAUGCCAGCAGUAUUCCUUUAUAGUACAUGUUGACAUAAUUCAAGCCAAAUCUUGCUCGAAACGUCGAUAAAAGAUUAAAAAAACAAUAUGUUUUUAAACAAUCUUAAACUUUGAUGUAUGUUCAGUGGUAGAUUUCAGCU
This is a messenger RNA of Ruditapes philippinarum (Manila clam), 836 nucleotides long. RefSeq names its product protein SpAN-like. The annotation marks the transcript as partial. The record is from RefSeq and is a predicted model, not a curated record. Gene Ontology annotation, molecular function: metalloendopeptidase activity. Lineage: Eukaryota; Metazoa; Mollusca; Bivalvia; Venerida; Veneridae. The transcript has 4 exons. Gene Ontology annotation, biological process: proteolysis.